Messenger RNA from Anopheles coluzzii, 2168 nucleotides. RefSeq lists its product as uncharacterized. Gene Ontology annotation, biological process: meiotic chromosome separation; proteolysis. Bases 269 to 2041 code for a protein of 590 amino acids. Gene Ontology annotation, molecular function: cysteine-type endopeptidase activity. NCBI's taxonomy places the organism in Eukaryota, Metazoa, Arthropoda, Insecta, Diptera, Culicidae. The record is from RefSeq and is a predicted model, not a curated record. Gene Ontology annotation, cellular component: nucleus; centrosome; mitotic spindle. The transcript has 6 exons.
GAAAAUGCUAUUUUAUAUGAAACAAACGUUUCUCAUCGCAUUGCGAUAGCUCAAUGGUCAUUUUCAAUUUAUUUUCACAAAAGGAAGAGAUGAAAGUAAUGUUUAAAAGCAAAUUCUUUAUCCGAUAUCAAAGUUACAGCAACAUGCCUCCUGGACUGUCACGCCAUGAGCUAACCUCCUCAAUCCCACCGGCAUCACAUUUGAAAGAUUGUUUACCUUUUUUCAAGCAAGCCAACCGGACCAAUUUAACCGAAAUAUUGCGAAAACAAUGGACGAACUGUCUGCAGACAAAUUAUCGGCUCCAUCGACAGAAAAUACGGGUCUUUUGGGUUGGGAAUACAAGCUGCGGGCAACCGUCGCGUUGGAUGAAGGAAACACGCGGAAUGCAAUAUUGUAUCAAACCAAAUCGCUCGGCGCAUCGAAACAGCAAAAAUACUCACAAGCAUCACGACAGUGCGGUGAUUUAGAGGAUUUGAUCCGCAAGGUAAUCAAAGGAGGUGCAAACAAAGGGCAGCCACCAUCCACUACCCCUAUCGAUUAUGAUGAUCUUUGCAAACGGUGCAACGAGCUGCCAAACGAAUGGACGGUCAUACAAAUUGCGAAGGAAUACACACCGCUCGCGACGACCAUGGUGCACGAGGAACUGUUGCGCGAAUCAACUCCGAUAUGGUUGACCGUUUUCCGGUGUAGCGAUCCGUGCGAAGGCGCACCAUUCGAACCCAUCCUCAUCCCGCUGGAUGCACCGGCCAGCCGACCAGGCGCCAAGUAUCCCAACUACUUCGAACACAUCACAUCGAUUCCGGCCGAGGUACGGAAUGGAAUCGUUAGCACGAACGAAUCGGCAGCAGCAAGCGAAACCCUUGCCGACCGGCUGGAAGCAGUGGAGCAGCAGAUAAGCUCGGCGGUGCAGCGAACGAUCGAGUGGUUGGGACCGUGGGCGAACCUUUUCGUUGGCAAGUUUCGCUCACCGAAGGAUCAGAAGCUGGAAAGCGAAAUUUACAACGCAAUCGAAGAGUUUUGCGUGCACAAUCGGAUCAGCCGAAGUGGUCAGCGGCUCGUUUCGCUCGUGGCGCGCCGGCUCGAUUUGCUCGACGAGUAUCAGCUGUUCGAGCUGUGCGCCUGCGAGCAGCUGGAUCUGGAAGACGCCAAGGUGGACGCACUGUACACGCUGCUGGUCAGCUUGAAGCGGACCAAGUUCCGGGAAGCGAAGGAUGAGCGGCUCAACUGCUAUCCGGUGGUGCUUAUCGUCGACGAACUGCUGGAUGUUAUGCCGUGGGAAAUGGUCCAUCCGACUGCCGAGGUUUGUCGGUUUGCCAGCUUGUCGACGCUAAGCGAGCUGUAUCGGGCGCACGCGAAGCGGAUUAGGAACGGAUACUUUACGCUGGCGGCAAAGAAGUGCUUCACGAUCAUCAACCCAGAUAAAAACCUCGAUAAGAUGAGUGCACGGUUGCAAAUGUACUACAAAGAAUGGUAUCCCGAUUUCGAGCUGCUUAUCGACCAACCGCCAAAGGAAAGCGAAUUCGGCGAUGUUUUAAACACUUCGGACGUUCUCAUCUACAACGGCCACGGCAGUGGAUUACAGUUUAUGAACGGCGAAACAAUGCUGCAGCGCGAUAUUAAUUGCGUGACGUUUCUGUUCGGCUGCGAUUCGGUGCGGCUUUACUCGAACGGACUGUUCACCGAGAUGACCGGCACGCACAUGUACUACAAUGCCGCCCACUGCCCGACGGUGAUCGGUGCGCUCUGGGUGCUGACCGAUCUGUUCACCGACAUCUACUCGAUGCUGCUCGUUGGCAAUUGGAUUCCUUCGACGAAUCCGGCCUACGCCAAACAAAACAUUGCCUCCCUCGAUACGGUCGCUUUUAAGGCGGGCAAGUGGCAAUUCAACAAACAAUCGUCCAGUGCGAAACUGUCCGUUAGGAAGCAUUCGAAUCUAUUGCGACUGAUGGGCGACUGUCGGCUGUUUUACCAGCUGCCCCAGCGAAUCCGGUGCGCGCUGGUAUGCCGCGGUCUGCCCGCCAUUAAUGAGGCAUGUAUUUGAGCCACUUGGGGGGAUGUGCGUAAAGGAGUAAAUUCUCUAUUUUUAAGCAAACACAACACACCGCGUAAGCAAAGUUGUUUCAGCUGACCAGCACCACGGCAAACAACACACGGGCACCCAUCUUUUU